Molecule: messenger RNA, 2002 nt
Organism: Toxorhynchites rutilus septentrionalis
Lineage: Eukaryota; Metazoa; Arthropoda; Insecta; Diptera; Culicidae
Product: solute carrier family 23 member 2
Exons: 5
Coding region: 156-1862 (568 amino acids)
Biological process (GO): transmembrane transport
Cellular component (GO): membrane
Molecular function (GO): transmembrane transporter activity
Source: RefSeq, a predicted model, not a curated record
GGGCUCCUGUCUGACCGAUGGGAUCGGACAGUUUCAGUUUGGCCUGAAACUCGUCCGGGAACACGACGUGCCUGUUCUUACGAUAGAGUGUGAGUGGUGUUAAUUAACGUGGGGCAAUUUAACUGAUAGUGAUUGAUUUUUUAUCACUGUCUAGAAUGGAAAUGAAUGAAAAUCAUGCUGUGAAUGUCGAAGUAAAUGGAAUAAAUAAUGCGGAAAAAGAUUCAUUGAAGCGAGGAGCUGAUAUAACGUAUGGAAUCGACGACACGCCACCAUGGUACCUCAGUAUUUUUAUGGCCCUCCAGCACUAUCUAACAAUGAUCGGCGCAAUAGUGUCUAUUCCAUUCAUCCUAACGCCGGCGUUAUGUAUGGAAGAUGAAGACCCCUCGAGGGGUAUAAUUAUCUCAACGAUGAUUUUCGUAACCGGCUUGGUAACAUACAUUCAGGCAACUUGGGGUUGCCGUUUACCGAUUGUUCAAGGAGGCACGAUUUCCUUUCUGGUACCCACUCUGGCUAUCCUGAAUUUACCACAAUGGAAAUGUCCUAACAAAGAUGUGAUAGCCUCUAUGAAUUCGGACGAAAAAAGUGAAUUGUGGCAAAUAAGAAUGAGAGAGCUGUCCGGAGCUAUUGCUGUGUCUGCUCUUUUUCAGGUCUUCAUUGGAUACACUGGUUUAGUUGGAAAAUUGUUAAAAGUCAUAACCCCGCUUACCAUUGUCCCCACCGUUUCAUUGGUUGGUCUCACACUUUUUUCUCAUGCUAGUGAUACAGCCUCAAAGCACUGGGGGAUAGCAGUAGUGACAAUUAUUCUCAUGACAUUAUUUUCGCAAGCUAUGACAGAAAUUCAAGUACCUACAUUCAAAUAUCGCAAGGGCCAUGGUAUUCAAAUUGGAUGGUUCCCGCUUUUCAAACUGUUUCCGGUACUACUGACAAUCAUCAUCAUGUGGUCAUUGUGCGCAGUGUUAACAGUAACAGAUGUCCUGCCAGAAGGUCAUCCUGCGCGCACAGAUGUUCGCAUACGAGUGCUGGAAGAUGCUGCAUGGUUCCGUGUACCAUAUCCUGGGCAGUUUGGAAUACCCACUGUAACGCUAGCUGGCGUUUUAGGAAUGAUGGCAGGAGUUUUGGCGUGUACCGUAGAAUCUAUCAGUUACUAUCCAACAGUCUCACAAAUGUGUGGAGCACCUCCACCACCACUUCAUGCCAUCAAUCGAGGUAUUGGAACAGAAGGCUUGGGUACAGUACUCGCAGGACUCUGGGGAUCCGGUAAUGGUACGAAUACAUUUGGCGAAAACGUCGGUGCGAUUGGAGUUACUAAGGUAGGAAGCCGACGUGUGAUCCAAUGGGCCGCUAUUAUAAUGAUAUUGCAAGGAGUUUUGAAUAAAUUUGGCGCAGCAUUUAUUAUGAUUCCUGACCCGGUGGUAGGUGGAAUAUUUUGCAUCAUGUUCGGUAUGAUAGCAGCCUUCGGAUUAUCUAAUCUUCAAUACGUGGAUAUUCGUUCAGCACGUAAUCUUUACAUACUUGGGCUGUCGAUUUUCUUUCCACUAGUCCUUUGUUUGUGGCUCAAAGAGCACCCAGAUUUCAUACAGACAGGCAACAAAACAUUGGACUCAACUUUAUCUGUUUUGCUUGGCACUAGUAUCCUAGUUGGAGGAUGCCUGGGGUGCGUUUUGGAUAAUCUUCUUCCGGGGACACCAGAGGAACGUGGCUUGAUAGCAUGGAGCAAAGAAAUGGCGCUUGAGGUAAAUGAAACAAGCACUGACGGAAUUGCUACCUCCACUUUCGAUUUUCCAUAUGGAAUGCAGGUACUGAAAAGAUAUCGAUGGACGAGGUAUGUACCGUUUUUGCCAACGUACAAGAUGAAACUUUAAAAAGUAGAAGUAUCAUAGUGGCGUUAGACAACCAAUCUUUUUGAAAGAAAUUCCCGAGGGUAUUGCACAACUCUUCCUGAAAUCUGGUUAUAUAGAGACAUACCUUGGAUGGAUUACUCUAUCAACCAUACCAGUUUAAA